Messenger RNA from Gamsiella multidivaricata, 1368 nucleotides. Its product is annotated as transmembrane amino acid transporter protein-domain-containing protein. Bases 1 to 1368 code for a protein of 455 amino acids. Gene Ontology annotation, cellular component: vacuolar membrane. Gene Ontology annotation, molecular function: amino acid transmembrane transporter activity. Gene Ontology annotation, biological process: amino acid transmembrane transport. The transcript has 3 exons. Lineage: Eukaryota; Fungi; Mortierellomycota; Mortierellomycetes; Mortierellales; Mortierellaceae. The record is from RefSeq and is a predicted model, not a curated record.
AUGGCUGCAUCCCCACAUCCGGAGCAGCGCAUCUCCUCAUACGAGGUUGAUAAGAAGAUCUUUUACUCAGACUCUUCCACCUCGAUCUCGAGCGACGACAGCCACCACGACGACAACAACAAGGAGCUAGGCCUUGACCAAGGCAUUGAUCUUCUGGCAGAAAGACCUUCGCAAGGCGGCAACAUCUCCGCGUUCUUCAACAUUGUCUGUGUCGUUGCUGGAACAGGAACCUUGGGUCUCCCGUACAGUUUGGCCAAAGGCGGGUGGAUCGGCGUCGGUAUCUUGGUCCUGUCGAUGAUUAUGUCGAUCUACACAGGGAUCCUUAUUAUCAAAUGUAUCUACUACAAUGGCCAUACGCGCCUGGCCUCGUAUCAAGAGAUUGGACAGCAAGCCUUUGGAAGGAUAGGUCUCAUCGCCGUCUGGUUCUUCCACACCUCAAUUGUCCUUGGAGCGCCCGUCAUGUACUUCAUCCUAUCCGGUACUGAAAUCCGCGGCUUGACCCAGGCUCAUGUCAAUAUCUCCGAUAAGGUCUGGAUCUGGAUUUGCUGUGGCGUCGUCUCGAUCCCCUUUAUGCUCAUGAAGACUUUAAAGGAGGUCUCGCUAUUGAGUAUCUUUGGUGUCAUUGCGACUGCUGUGCUGGUGGGUGUGACAAUGGUUGAGUCUGCAGUUGACUACAAGAACCACAAGGACACUGUCAAGUAUGACGCCGCGAUCCUCCGCAACCUGCCCCUGGCAGUUGCGACAAUCUCAGUCUGCUUUGGUGGUAACGUCGUUUACAUGCAUGUGGAAGAAUCGAUGCGAUACCCACGCGCCUGGAACAAGGUUCUCAUCUGGGCCAUGAUCGCCUGCUGCUUCAUGUACGCCAUGGUUGCUAUACCCGGCUAUCUGACCUACGGACCUGACGCUACCUCACCUAUUUUGUCAUCCUUGCCUGAGGGAGCCUCGCGUAAGGUCGCAACAAUUACGAUCGUGGCACAUGUGCUAUUGGCGGCUCCGGUGUUGAUGACUUCGUUUGCGCUAGAAGUCGAGCGCGUGAUGAGUAUCUCGGUCGAGCAACGCGGUGUAGUGAAGGAGAGGAUUUACAGGACGAUCGUGCGUCUGAUAAUCAUGGGGGUGGUUGGAGGAAUCGCGUGCUUAGUACCGUUCUUUGACUCGUUCCUGUCGUUGUUAGGAGCGUUGGGCAACUGUAUGUUGAUCUAUGUACUGCCAAUUGGGUUCUAUUGGAAGCUCUUUGGAUGGAGACAGAUGAGAUGGUACGAGUUAGUGUGGUGUGGCAUUAUCUUGGUGAUUGGGCUGCUGAGCUGCGUCAUCGGCUCGAUCGAUGCGAUCAAAGAUCUGCACCGCGACUUUACCCAAGGACGGCCUUAG